Molecule: messenger RNA, 1798 nt
Organism: Cataglyphis hispanica
Lineage: Eukaryota; Metazoa; Arthropoda; Insecta; Hymenoptera; Formicidae
Product: solute carrier family 35 member E2A-like
Exons: 5
Coding region: 161-1279 (372 amino acids)
Cellular component (GO): Golgi apparatus
Molecular function (GO): antiporter activity
Source: RefSeq, a predicted model, not a curated record
ACCUAACCUACGAAACGCGCGAAAGCUAUCAAAGGAUAGAAAAAAAGGUUUCCGCAUUAUUAAUGUCACGGGACGAUGUAAAAAUGUGAUUUCCUGCACGCGAGAACUUCUCGCGAGUUUCGCGCUUUCGUGAGGAAGAGAAGAAGGAAGGAAGAGCGCGAUGGAGAAUUAUUCCGUGCGUAUCAGUUAUCCGCAGACCGCUCGUAGCGGAGAUCCCAUCCUUGAAGACUCGUCUUCGGCGCAUGACACCUGUCAACCGAGGCAAUACGCGGAUCAUGCGAGAAAGCGGGAGGACGUGAUUGUUUUAACAAAUGACACCAAGGGCGGUCUGUUUCAUCCUAGAGCUCUCCUUUUUCUCACCCUAUGGUAUGUCUUCAGUGGAUGUACCCUGUUUCUAAACAAGUACAUACUGUCUUACAUGGAGGGCGAUCCAACUAUUUUGGGUGCUUGCCAAAUGUUAAUGACUGCAAUUUGUGGACUGAUACAAAUGUAUUUUCCUUGUGGUAUGUACAAAGCGAGUCCAAGAUUGAUGAGACCCCCUGGGUUUUAUAAGCACAUGACACUGGUAGGAUGCACAAGGUUUGCAACGGUGGUCCUAGGUCUAGUAUCGUUAAAUUAUGUAGCUGUAAGUUUUACAGAAACUAUAAAGAGUAGUGCACCACUUUUCACCGUCCUCAUCAGUAGAUAUUUAUUAGGAGAAUAUACGGGAUUGUAUGUGAAUUUAUCUUUAAUACCUGUAAUGGGUGGAUUAGCAUUGUGUUCCAUCAAUGAAAUUAGUUUCGAUCUCAGAGGAUUCAUUGCUGCUAUGGCGACAAAUGUAACUGAAUGCUUGCAGAAUGUGUACUCGAAAAUGUUGAUCAGUGGUGAUAAUUUUAAGUAUACACCAGCGGAAUUACAAUUUUAUACCAGUUUAGCAUCAAUUGUCGUACAAAUACCAGUAUCGAUAUUACUGGUCGAUCUACCUACACUCGAACAUUCCCUCAGCUUUAAGUUAUUCGCGGCAUUCCUUCUCAACGGAGUAUUCUUCCACUUUCAAAGUAUCACUGCUUAUGUACUUAUGGACUACAUCAGUCCCGUAACACACAGUGUCGCUAAAAUUGCAAAAAGAACUUUUCUCGUAUGGCUUUCCGUCUUAUUAUUUAAUAAUCCAGUGACGGGAUUAUCAGCGCUCGGCACUUCCUCGGUGGUAGCGGGAGUGUUGCUGUACAAUCGAGCGCAUGAAUAUGACAAGAUGAAUAGAACAAAGUCAAGACAUUCAUCAAAGAUCAAUUUACAGUAAGACAAUUUUUCAAAGAAAAAACAAAAGUCUAUUCAUGUGAAAAGAAAUGUGUGUUACCGCACCAAACCUAUUGCAUAUUGGAAGUACAAAUAAUAUCUCGAAUUUUUAUAUAUAGCAAUAUUUCAUUCAGUGGAGAAUAUGGGAUAAUAUAUAUUACUAAUAUCAGAAAUAUAUCAAGACAAAAUGCUCACUCGAAAAUUAUGUUUGUCAAAUCUAGCAAUUUUUUGCCAGUUGUAUUGUAAUUUCUGUGAUCUGUUAAAAAUGUCAUUCUAAAAUACAAUUAUUGUCUCUGAACUUUAGAAGAUUUGCAUAUAUUCAGACAUUUGCAAGAUAUUUGCACAUAUUCAUACACAUAUCUAAUGCAAGUACACAGGCAACCAAAAGAGAUCGGAAUGAGUGUGAUGUACAUGUGUCAAAAAAUAUUUGAUUAUUAUGCUGUACUAUAUAAUGUUCCUUAUGUAAAUAUGAGAAUUGUGGAAUGUUAAAAUGUGUGAGAAAAAUAAAAUCUCUUUAUACCUA